Phyllostomus discolor (pale spear-nosed bat) is the source of this 1593-nucleotide messenger RNA. RefSeq names its product MAP3K12 binding inhibitory protein 1 (gene MBIP). Gene Ontology annotation, cellular component: cytosol. The coding region runs from base 30 to 1094 and encodes 354 amino acids. The record is from RefSeq and is a predicted model, not a curated record. The transcript is spliced from 9 exons. NCBI's taxonomy places the organism in Eukaryota, Metazoa, Chordata, Mammalia, Chiroptera, Phyllostomidae.
CGAGCGACGAAAGCUGGAGAAAGGAGGGGAUGGUGUUGGGGGCAGCCUGCGAAGGUGUCAUGGCUGCUGUUGCUGAGCUUAGUCUUCCGUGCACCGGUGACAGAAGCCUGGAGCAGAGCUGCAGCCCCAGCCUCUCCCAAGAGGUGCUCUUCGAAAUCUUCCGCUCCCUGCACACGCUGGCUGGACAACUUAACCUCAGAGAUGAUGUGGUGAAAAUUACAAUCGAUUGGAACAAACUCCAGAGCCUCUCAGCAUUCCAGCCUGCUUUGCUCUUUAGUGCACUCGAGCAGCAUGUUUUAUAUUUACAGCCUUUUUUAGCAAAACUUCAGCCUCUGAUUAAAGAGGAGAAUACAACUGUUGUUGAAGAGAUAGGAAAAGGAGAAAAAGGGAACAAGAAUGAAGUAGAUGCCACAUUUCCCGUAGGCGACCUACAAAAGGAAGAGCAGCACAAAGAUUGUGAUUUAGGGGAUGUGAAAAAGACGCAGGUCCAUUUUGAUCCAGAAGUAGUUCAAAUAAAGGCUGGAAAAGCAGAAAUUGACAGACGAAUAUCGGCAUUUAUUGAAAGAAAGCAAGCUGAAAUCAAUGAAAACAACGUCAGGGAAUUUUGCAAUGUUAUUGAUUGUAAUCAAGAAAAUAGUUGUGCAAGAACCGAUGCGAUUUUUACCCCUUAUCCUGGAUUUAAAAGUCAUGUAAAAGUUUCUAGAGUUGUGAAUACAUAUGGACCACAGACUCGGCCUGAAGGGGUGCAAGGGUCAGGUCAUACACCGAGCAGCAUGCUCCGAGAGUGUGGUAAUCAGGCUGUCGAAGAGCGACUACAGAAUAUUGAGGCUCACUUGCGAUUGCAGACAGGUGGUCCAGUGCCAAGAGACAUUUAUCAGAGGAUUAAAAAACUUGAGGAUAAGAUCCUUGAAUUGGAAGGCAUCUCUCCUGAGUAUUUUCAAUCUGUAAACUUUUCUGGCAAAAGAAGAAAAAUUCAACCACCUCAACAGAACUAUUCACUGGCUGAACUCGAUGAGAAGAUCAGUGCUCUCAGGCAGGCCCUGCUUCGGAAAUCCAGAGAGGCAGGGUCCAUAGCAACUCACCACCUUCCAUGAAAAACUCCUUUUAUCCUUGUCAUCUUACUUCUUAUAUUCAUGUGUGUGACUUACUUUGAAAUUAGUUAAAUGGAUACAUAUUUUUCAAUGCAGAUAUCCCUCUGCAAUCAAUGUUUGUUUUCACAUGAGUCCAUUUUACAACAGGUAAUCUUCAGAUAUUCCAAUGAAUUUUGAAAUAGUUAAUGCAUUGAAAAUAGCAUUGUCAGAAUUUAUUUCCUUCUGUUUUAAAGGAGGUAUUUUGGAAAUUAAAAAACUUAAUACAUCUUUUUUGUGUGUGUGUAUGUACCACAGAAGGAAGAUUUGCUUUGAAUAGUGAUAUUUUAAAAGGACUUUAUAUUUGUAACACUGAUGUUAACCAGUUUAUUAGUUUAAAUUUUGUACAUAAUAAGGCAUUCAACAAAAACCUAAUUGACCAAAAUGAUUUUUAAAUGCAUGCAUACUUUUUUCAGAUGUCUAUUGAAAUGUAAAUAAAUAGUAUAUUCUACCUUUAUCCCCUUAU